Molecule: messenger RNA, 2853 nt
Organism: Plasmodium vivax (malaria parasite P. vivax)
Lineage: Eukaryota; Apicomplexa; Aconoidasida; Haemosporida; Plasmodiidae
Product: ATP-dependent metalloprotease, putative
Exons: 1
Coding region: 1-2853 (950 amino acids)
Biological process (GO): protein-containing complex assembly; mitochondrial protein processing
Cellular component (GO): membrane; m-AAA complex
Molecular function (GO): ATP binding; metalloendopeptidase activity; zinc ion binding
Source: RefSeq, a predicted model, not a curated record
AUGAACAAGCCGCAUAUUCUUCUGAAAACCGCGAGGGGUAUGCACAACUGUGGGGUGACGGGCCGCGGGGGCCUCGUGGAAGAGGUCCUGUCGUGCAGGAAGUACCUGGGGGCGCUGUUAAAUGUACCCCAGGUAGGAGGGGCCGCGGAGGGAAGCACCCCUGCAAUCGGCAUCGUCAGCGGUAACCGCAAAGGGGCGAGACGGCUGCUUCACGUUUUGAAGAAGUACGUUCGGAUCUGCUGCCGAGAGGGGGGCCUGAAAAGGAGGGAGAUGCCCAAACUGGGUGAGGCAGCACGGCGUUUGCUGCAGAUGAGGGGUGGAGAAGCGGUGUUCCCUCACGAGGGGAAGACCCACCAUGAUCAUUUCCCCAGGGAAGAGGCUUCCCUAGGGAAGCCCGACCAAGGGAGAGCUCCACUUGACGGCUGGCGGAAGAGGAGCAGCUGGCAUAACUGGCCCUUCACCGAGGGUGGAUUUCCCCCCCCCAAAAGAUACGAACAGGCAGCGAUCGGUCUGCAGCAAAAGAGAAGGCAGUUCCACCAGAUGGUUCGAGUGUACCUGUCCAAGGCACCUAAGGGGUUCGAAAGUUUCGAGAAGACGGAUCGGAAGAAGGGGGACGGGGUGUCCUCCCCAUCCUCCAAGGGGUCCUCCCCCAACUCUCCUAACUCCCCCAAACCGGAUGAGGAGCGGAACCACAAACGGUUGGACAAUUUCCUUUUCUUCGUCCUCUUCUUGCUGCUGGUGUCCCUCUUCCUGUUUGUGGAUUCGAAUGGGCUGUACAACGAAGUGACGCAAAACGAUUUUUUUAUAAAUUACCUGGCGAAGGGGUACGUGGAGAGGAUCAAGCUGGUGAAUAAGGACUACGUGAAGGCGUACCUCAACGUGCACGGCAUGAGUAAGUACCACCAGAAAUACGUGAGCUUCCGCAUAGGGAACAGCGACGCGUUCGAGCGGAGGGUGGAGAUCAUCCAGAGGGAAAUGAACAUCCAGAGAGACCAACUGAUAGAGGUGCAGUACACAAAUGAAGCGAAUGUCUUACACGAAGUCAAGAGUUACAUCCCCACCAUCCUCUUCUUCCUCCUCUUCGCUUUUAUUUUCCAAAAAAUUACCCUAAAGAAUGUUGCAAAUAGCGGCAUGGACCGCCUAUUCAAAAUGAAUAAGAUGAACCCCAUAAGUAAACAGCACCUCAAAACAGAUGUACGUUUCUCCAACGUUGCUGGGAUGAAGCAAGCCAAAGAGGAAAUAAUGGAAUUUGUGGAUUUUUUAAAAACGCCCUCCAAGUAUGAAGCUUUGGGGGCAAAGAUGCCCAAAGGGGCUCUCCUCUGUGGUGCCCCAGGAACGGGGAAGACACUACUAGCCAAAGCGGUAGCAGGGGAAGCCAACGUUCCCUUUUUUAACAUAAGUGGCAGUGACUUUAUAGAAGUUUUCGUCGGCAUAGGACCCUCCAGGGUUAGGGAACUGUUUGCCCAAGCGAGGAAACAUGCACCCUCAAUUAUAUUCAUUGACGAGAUAGAUGCAGUGGGUAGGAAGAGAUCCAAAGGGGGGUUCGCCGCUGGGGGCAAUGACGAACGGGAAAAUACGCUAAAUCAAAUGCUAGUCGAGAUGGACGGAUUCCACACAUCAAAUGAUAAAGUGGUAGUCCUGGCAGGCACCAACAGGGUCGAUAUCCUAGACCCAGCUAUCACACGACCGGGUAGGUUCGAUAGAAUUGUUAACAUAAGCAAGCCAGAUAUUAACGAACGCUCCGAGAUCUUCCAGGUGCACUUAAAAAAUUUAAAAUUGCACCACUCAUUGGACAUACAAAGUAUUAGCUACCUCUUAGCUUCUCUAACCCCAGGCUUCGUAGGAGCAGACAUCGCUAACGUGGUGAAUGAAGGAGCCAUUCAGUGUGCCCGGAGGUCUAACCUGGUUGGUGUUCAGGUGAAAGACUUUGAACUAGCCAUCGAAAGAGUCAUUGGCGGAUUACCAAAGUCGUCUUCUCUCAUCUCUCCAUUUGAAAAGAAAAUAAUCUCCUACCACGAAACGGGGCAUGCACUCAUCGGCUGGCUACUAGAAUUUGCCGACCCCGUUUUGAAGGUCUCCAUUUUGCCAAGAAGUAAUGGAGCCCUAGGUUACUCUCAACACCUGUCUGAAGAAGUUUUUCUCUUUUCGAGAGAAGCCCUCUUAGAUAAGGUGGCAGUCAUUUUAGGGGGAAGGGCAGCUGAAGAGCUAUUCAUCGGGAAAAUCACAACUGGUGCCAUCGACGAUUUAAAUAAAGUAACGCAACUGUCCUAUUCUUACGUCUCUCAGUAUGGAAUGAAUAAAGAAAUCGGGCUGGUUUCCUUUCAACCGAACUCGUCUAGCGAUUAUAGCUUCUACAGACCGCACUCUGAGUGUCUCGCGCAUCUGAUAGACAACGAAGUGCGCUGCCUCAUCGAGACGCAGUACAACAGAGUGAAAUCCAUUCUGCGUACACACGAGGAACAGGUGCACAAGCUGGCCGACUUGCUCUUCCGGAAGGAGACCAUCUCCUACCAGGACAUCGUGCAGUGCAUCGGCGAGCGCCCCUUCCCGGUCAAGUCCGCCUACGAGAAGUUCGUCAAGGCGAACCCGUACAGGUUGGGCGGUCAGGAAAGCGGCGGGGGGAGCGGCGAGGUAGGCCGCUUAAACGGGGGUAAUGGCGUAGCUGCCAUAGGGGAGGCCGAGAAAGCCACGCAGGGUGCACAUGCCGCUCCGCAGCUGGGCUCACCGCAGCUGGCCGCGCCGAACGAAACGCUCGCGGAGCAGCACCCCGCGGGGAAAAAGGGGCCCCCCGGGGAAGGCUCCGACGACGGGAACAAGGGCAGCAAGCUUUCGCACGUGGGCACCCCGCGCUGA